GUUACGUAAUUUUAAUGCCUGCUGAGAAACAGAGUAUAAAAGUAAUCUCUGUCUAGUGUUGUCUAUAGAACUUGCUUAAGACUACAGUGCUCAGCACAACUAAAUCUAACAGCUGAAGAAUAAAAGAAGCUCAACUAUUGCCAUGGAAACCAAGAGAAAUAUCCUAGCUGUUUUGGCUUUCUGCCUGUUGUGUACAGCAGUGACUGAAGGAAUGUCGCUGGCAAGAAUUUCAGAGCUCAGAUGUCUAUGCAUAAAAACAGAAUCAACAUUCAUCCAUCCUAAACAUUUUCAGAAUGUUGAACUUAUUCCUAAAGGCCCAAACUGCCCAAAUGUGGAAGUUAUAGUGACUCUAAAAACUGGACAGGAAGUAUGCUUAAACCCCUCUGCUCCAUGGGUUGAAAAGAUCAUCAAAAGAAUUCUUGACAGCUCCAAGACUAAUAAGACUUUUUAAUAAAAGAAGCUCAUCCGAUGAUCACUAACAAGAAUCACACAGCAUCUGAAAGGAGAUUUUAUUACAUGAUUAGGAAGCUGGCACUUCCUACUGCAUAUAAUGCAGAAUAAUUCCUCACAAAUUAUUUAUUUACAUAUUUAUACAGAAAUUAUGAUCAUCCCAAACUGAAAACCAAGGCAAUAUAUUUUGUUAUAUAGUGAUUUAAUUAUGUGGAAUGUAUAAAAAACGUUUACAUGUAUGUUUGUAUGUAAUACAGUAUUUAUGUAUGCAUGUGUGAAUGUGUAUAUAUUUAUGUAUGUAUGUAAUAUGUAUGUAUGUAAGUCUAAGAAAAUGAAUGUUAUAUACACUAUGCAAAUUGUGUUUCAACAACUUGCUCCUAUAAGUGCUUUAAACAAAUCAUCACAGCUAAAAGCUAAAUUACAUUAAAACACACGCACACAUUUCAGUAUCCUGAAAAAACUUGAUGUGUUCUCUGCAAGCAGAGGGCAAAAUAUUGUUUUAUUAUAAUGUACUUAUGCUUUGUUACCGUGGUACUGUUUGAUAUGAUUUCUAGGACUUUUGAACUUUUAAUACAAAGUGUGGAAUUGUAAAUUAUUUAUUUUCCUGAAAGAUUAUAUUAUUUAUUAUUUAUUUGUAUGGCCACUUCUGAUUACCAUAAAGAAAAAAAACUAUUAAAUUGUU
Messenger RNA from Bombina bombina (fire-bellied toad), 1132 nucleotides. RefSeq names its product interleukin-8-like. Bases 143 to 451 code for a protein of 102 amino acids. The record is from RefSeq and is a predicted model, not a curated record. NCBI's taxonomy places the organism in Eukaryota, Metazoa, Chordata, Amphibia, Anura, Bombinatoridae. The transcript is spliced from 4 exons. Gene Ontology annotation, biological process: cellular response to lipopolysaccharide; neutrophil chemotaxis; chemokine-mediated signaling pathway. Gene Ontology annotation, molecular function: CXCR chemokine receptor binding; chemokine activity. Gene Ontology annotation, cellular component: extracellular region.